UGGCUAUUCAUAAUUCAAGCCAUAUCCUUUCAAGGCCUGGUCCACCAGAGUUGGACUAGAGGGCUAGGAGUCCCCUUGACCGAGCACUGCAGCUGGCCUUCUCCUUACGCCUCAGCCUCCCUCCACCAAAAGCAAAGGAAAGAACGAGAAGAACAAAAUUCCAUUCUUUGCCUUCUCCAUCGCAUUUAAAGCAAUGGAAACCCACCGCCGCUCUUAUUCCCCUUCCUCGUGAUACGAGGCCAUGCUAUUUCCAUAGACUGCCGCACUCUUUCUGACGCCACGCGGCGGGCGUAUGGGCGGCGGUCUUCUUUCUCAGCUGCUCGGGUUCUGUUUCUGGGGAUUUUUAUGGCUGGCAGGACCGGUCGCCGUUUUCUCCGGCGGACCAGGAACUCUCGGUUCCGACUACGCCUCCGUGGCGGUGGACACCACGGCCGUCAUUGCGGUGACCGACAAGGAUUUUGUGUGCGCUACGCUGGAUUGGUGGCCGCCUGACAAGUGCGAUUAUGGGACAUGUAGUUGGGGCUUCGCUUCCCUCCUUAACCUGAAUCUUUCCAACCCUGUCUUGCUGAAUGCUGUCAAAGCAUUCUCUCCGCUGAAACUUCGUCUAGGAGGCUCCUUGCAAGACAAGGUCAUAUAUGACUCAGGGGAUCCAAAACAACCUUGCACUCCAUUCAGCAAGAACACUUCUGAGAUGUUUGGUUUUACUCAAGGUUGCUUACCGCUGCCUAGAUGGGAUGAACUCAAUGAGUUCUUCAACAAGGCUGGGGCUGUCAUCAUCUUUGGUUUGAAUGCUCUUAACGGAAGAAUACCUCAGAGUGAUGGUUCUCUAGUUGGACCAUGGAACUACAGCAAUGCUGCUUCUUUUAUUCAUUAUACUGUCGACAAGGGUUAUGCCAUCCAUGGAUGGGAGCUUGGAAACGAAAUAAGUGGAUCUGGAGUUGGAACGAGAAUUGGAGCGGACCAGUAUGCUGAAGAUGUCAUCAACCUCAAAUCCAUCAUUAAUGACAUCUACCAUGGCUACCAAAGCAAACCAUUGGUACUGGCACCAGGGGGCUUCUUUGAUUUCAAUUGGUUCGGUGAAAUCAUCAGCAAGACAAAACCUGACUUUCUGGAUGUAAUCACUCACCACAUCUAUAAUCUUGGUCCAGGAGUGGACCAGCAUUUGGUUGAGAAAAUUCUCGACCCCUCUUACCUGGAUGGCGAGGCCAGCACAUUUAGCGACCUGCAAAGGAUCCUCGGUGGUGGAGGGACUUCCACUACUGCUUGGGUCGGUGAAGCUGGAGGCGCUUACAACAGCGGUCACCAUCUAGUGACUGAUUCUUUUGUUUUCAGCUUCUGGUACUUGGAUCAACUGGGCAUGUCAGCUAAAUACGACACCAAGACUUAUUGCAGGCAAUCAUUGAUCGGAGGAAACUAUGGCCUACUAAACACCACCACCUACCACCCAAAUCCUGAUUACUACAGCGCACUGUUGUGGCAUCGGUUGAUGGGUAGACGAGUUUUAUCAACAAAAUUCACUGGCACAAACAUGAUAAGGGCAUAUGCACACUGUGCUAGAGAUACGCGAGGAAUCACACUAGUUUUCAUCAAUCUCAGUGGCAACUCUACAACACAAGUGUUCGUCACCAGCCAGACAUCUUACUCAACGCCUAUAAAACUUCGUCGUCAUAAAAAGCACAGAACAAGAAUCUACCACUUGCCAAGGCUAGGGAAGACUUCAGAAUUCACCAGGGAAGAGUACCACUUAACAUCGAAGGGCGGGGAUAUUCACAGCCAGACAAUGCUGCUGAAUGGCAAUAUCUUGUCCGUGGACUCGAAUGGAAAUAUUCCGGAGCUUGAACCUGUUAAAGUUGAUGCAACAGAGCCAAUUAGAAUUGAACCAUUUUCCAUUGUCUUUGUCCACAUUGCUUACAUUCAGGCUCAAGCUUGUAGGUGGUAGCUAUUAGUCUUAAGAAGUGUAGAGCGUUGGUUGAUGCAUUCAGAGUGGAUUGCUAAGUAGUCCAUUCUUAUGGCAGUAAUGCCGACAAGUAUUGCAAUUAUUUUCUUCUCUAACUUUGAUUGAAUAAUUAAUGGUGGAAGAAUGAGCCAUUGGUUUAAAUUA
Messenger RNA from Zingiber officinale, 2101 nucleotides. RefSeq names its product heparanase-like protein 3. Gene Ontology annotation, molecular function: beta-glucuronidase activity. Gene Ontology annotation, cellular component: plant-type cell wall; membrane. The transcript has 9 exons. The coding region runs from base 293 to 1939 and encodes 548 amino acids. The record is from RefSeq and is a predicted model, not a curated record. NCBI's taxonomy places the organism in Eukaryota, Viridiplantae, Streptophyta, Magnoliopsida, Zingiberales, Zingiberaceae.